CAAAAAGGGGUUAUUCACAACACAUCCAAAGAAGAUUGGGAGCUCGCAACGAAAAUUAAUGCAGUUGGACCACCAGUGCGAGAUGGCAAUGGCUGGUACAAGGUAUGGAAAGAUCUGAAAUUAAAAGUUAAAAAGAAAAUGAUCCAUAACAAAAAAGAGGCAAGAUCAACCGGCGGAGGAAUUUUCAAUCAAAUGGCAUUGGCUCCACUUGAAGAAACCGUGGCAAAUUUAAUGGGAUUUGAAGAAUUGCUAAAUCCAGCUGGUUACGUAUAUGGUGUUGCGAACGAACCAACAAGUCCCCGCUCUGCGGCUACUACCGCCACAGAUUGCGAUGAGCCCAUUCUCGCAUAUUCACGUGCAACCAACUUAGCAGCAGCCGCUACAAAUGAUGAUGAGGCGAUUGCCGGACCUUCGCGUAUUACAAACGCCGCACAGCCACCUCGUAGGAAAGCGAACCCCAAAGAGGAUAAAAUGAAACUAGUGGAUGUACAAACAACAGCACUGAAACAAAUUAAAAAAAUUCCGGAAAAAAGUGCUCGGUACCAGCGUAGACAAUACCGCCUGGCGGAGGAACAACGGAAGCUGUUAAAAGAACGAGAAGAGGAGACUUUCAAGAUAGAUAUACAAAAAAAAAAAAAAAUAGAAAUACUGCAAAAUCAAUUAGAUAAUUAAAUUUAAAAGUAGCUAGUAAGUUACGCACUGAAGUAUAUUUUUUUAAUUAAAUGAAACCAUUUUACACAUAUAUAGCCACAAAAACAUCAAAUUAAAGCGUUUUUUAUUGAAUUUCGAAUUUGAGUAACUUCAACUGAAUCUUCAUCUGCUAACUCCUCAUGAGCAUUUUGUACCCGCUCUUGCUGUAUAAUGUCCUCGUAGUCGGUUUCCAUGUCAAUGCCAUAAUGAACACAAAUAUUGUGGAGAGCAGCGUUUAUUUUGAAAAUGGCAUACGUCACUGUGUACCUCUUAUGCUUAAAUGACCGGCUACUUGUAACCGAAUGCAUCUGUAAAUCGCCCUAUGAUCAUUAACGACAAUACCUUCUACCUUUAGUUGAUAAAGUUCAACGCAUAACAGACGCGUUCAUUUAAAAGUAACCGGUAAUUUAAGCACACGAGGUGUGUAUACAAAUCUUUAGCACUUUCUAUGAAAACAACUUACUUUAUUUUCCUUUUUGUUAUCACUUUUUUAAAUUACAUUCGGCUUUGGCCUCCCAUUUGUAAGUUAUAAAAAGCAACUUGGGCGGUUGGUCCAGCUGAUGCAGGAGCAUCAGGAUUUGGGGAAAGGGGUUUGUGGAAGGAGUCGAGCAAAACGUAGAUGGGAAGCUAUAGCAGUGGAGCAAACUUUCGUGCAGCUUUCGGCAAACGAUAGUUUUUCACAAACGUGUAAAAUUGGUAGUUUAGGAAUUUUCUUAAACUAUUCAUAAAAUUCACUGGAACUGUUUAGAUACUUGUACAAUGAUUUUGUGUGUUGGAGAGGAGAGGGAGGUUGGGUUGGGACCUAAAAUAAAACUCCACCCGUUAGAAAGAGCACAGUCCAAAAUUUAAGAAAAGUCAUCCGUUUAGAAAAAAUAACCCUCAUCAGUCCAACUCCGGCUACGCUGACCACAGUAUUUUUGGGCUUCUUUCUUAGGUUGGUUCUUUUAUCAGUUGGUGAAUACUUCCAGUGGUCGCCUUUCGCACUCACCUCUUCACGCACUUGGUUCCCGCUCACAGCAAAGACUUAGCUUCAGUUUUAAAUGUACGAAUCUUCUUUGAUCACGACGAGGUCGCCUCGCUGAGGAUCGCGUUAUAGGGUUUUCCACUUGUACCUCUUUUGAAGAUCCUUCAGGUAGUCUUCUUUCCAGCGACGACUAAAUUGGUGGUGAAGUGCUUUGGCCUUCUCCCACCGGUUUAGAAGGGGGAGGCCUUCCGCAUUAGGUUCGGGAAUGGCCAAUAGCGGUGCACCUCGAAUUAAGUGACCCGGAGUAAGUGCUGUCAUAUCAGCUGGGUCUUGGGAAAGUGCGGAUGGAUGCCUCGAGUUGAGGACUGCUUCAGUUCGUACCAAAAGCGUCUUGUAAAUUCUUCGAAAGUAAACUUGUGGGUUGCAGCGGUUUUCUUAAGAUGGAUUUUGAAGCUUUUCACUGCAGAUUCCAACAAACCGCCCAUAUUGCCAAUUGAUGCCUUCAGGGGCAUAUUUUUUGAUAAUGUCCGCAGAACAUUCGUUAAGGAAUUUAACGAAGUCGCGUUCUGUUGCGCGCUGGGCGCCAAUGAACGUUUUUGCAUUGUCGCUCAUCAAUUUUCAGGGGAAUCCUCGUCUGCCAACGAAGCGGGCAAUUGCUGCAAAAUCUACUUCAGUUGUAGAAAAGGGGAGUGAGAAACUGCAGCGUUCAGUGGGUACAGCGGCCAUUAUUUGGGUGCGUGUUUGUUGCUUGUAAAACGUGCACACUUUGCAUAGAAACUGCAUUUUUUAAUUAGAGGUUUUAGCUUUGAAACGUAGUACUCUUGCCUUACCAUUUGGAUCAUUAAUCGGAUUUCUACGUGAAGAACCAGUGAGUGUAAAAACUUCAAAUACAGCUGGCAGAACCUCCAAGGUGGAAACGGCCAUUAACCCGUAGAAGACCGUCUUUGUCCAAGGAAGAUCCUUUUUUGUUAAUGGGAAGAGUACUUUUUUUGUUAAUGGGCUUUUUAUCUUGCAAAACUAUUUUUCCCCACGGAAAAUGGCGUGGUUGUGCUGCAUUGAUAAGACGCGCAGUGAUAUAUGUGAUAUAUUUUGUAAUGCAAGCAAAAUGCUAAUCAAGGACGCAGUACAAAUAUGAAGCUCUUGAAUUCCAUAAAUGAAUCCCUAAUGUCGAGUGCUCAAAUUUUCAUGAAACUUUCACCUUGCUAUGUACCUAAAAUAAAUAUAUUUACAUCAAACAAAUUAUAAAUUUGGGAAAUAAAUUAUUUUUCCUUUGCUUGUUACGAUGCUAUACAGCAACAACAAGGGCCAGGGCUG
Molecule: messenger RNA, 2968 nt
Organism: Rhagoletis pomonella (apple maggot)
Lineage: Eukaryota; Metazoa; Arthropoda; Insecta; Diptera; Tephritidae
Exons: 2
Cellular component (GO): nucleus
Source: RefSeq, a predicted model, not a curated record